ACUGAACGUCUUCAAAAGCGGUCUAGCCACUCAGGUCGAGUUCGACAAGCCUGAAAACGAGACCGCUUAGAAACCCGGGGCAUUUCCAGAUCGUCUCCUUCUCCUUGGCGGCGCGAUUCUUACUCGCAGUGCUUUCAGACUGAGAUGUCUCCGGUUGGGUUGCGCUUGCCCCGUUUCCGGUGUCGUCUGCCCCACGCGCCACGUUUCCGGUGUCCCCUGACUCCGCGGGACGCAUUUCCGGUGCGGCGGGCAGCGGGAGAGAGGCUGGUUAGGCGAGGCGGCGUGGAGUCCUCUGGCCCGCAGCAUGAAGCCCCGGUCCGCGGUGUUCGUGGACGCGAAGCUGAAGCAGCGGGUCGUUCAGAUUAUGGUCGAAGAAAAAGAAAUGCAUUUAGGAUUCAGGUAGAAAAAAUAUUUAACAUAAUUAGUCAUGAGAAAGAACUUAAGAAAUUGACAGAAUUAGAAGACAAACAUCUGACAAAAAGAGCAAGACAAGAUGAAGAGGAUGAGUAUACUGAAAGCUAUUCUGAUGAUGAUUCAGAUGUGGAAGAUUACACAGAUCCGCAGUCAGCAAAUCACAUGAACAGUUCCCUGCUCUCUUUAUAUCGGAAAGGAAACUCUGAUUCUAUUUCAAAUACUCCGGAGUUGGAGCAGAGAGGAGCCACCUCUUCAGCGCCAUUGCUGACUUCUAAAACAGACUCCAUUCCUUUGAAGACCCCUGCCAGAGAGUCUGAGGGUGGAUGGUUUAUUGACAAAACCCUAGAUGAAGCAAGAGACAGUUUUUUCUUGGACCUAUCAGAUGUCAAAAGCAACCGUAAGAAGCCAGUAUCCGAAAUACAGAAUUUAAAAGAUUCUUCUCUUCUGGAAAGUGAUAAAAAACAGAAAGGUGGACCGAAGGGCAAAGGAAAGAAGAGGAAGAAAGAGGAUCUUCAAGAAGUUGAUGGAGAAAUAGAAGAUAUUCUGCAAAAGAAAGCUAAAGCCAGAGGGCUAGAAUUACAGAUCUCCAGUGUGAAGUUUGAAGAUGUUGGAGGCAGUGAUGCAACUUUAAAAGAAAUCUGCAAGAUGCUCAUACACAUGCGUCACCCAGAAGUGUACCACCAUCUAGGUGUAGUGCCCCCUCGUGGAGUUCUCCUACAUGGGCCACCAGGCUGUGGGAAGACAUUGCUUGCACAUGCAAUUGCUGGGGAACUUGAUCUGCCAAUUCUGAAAGUGGCUGCGCCAGAGAUUGUGUCAGGAGUUUCUGGAGAGUCUGAGCAGAAGCUCAGAGAUUUAUUUGACCAAGCUGUGUCAAAUGCACCCUGUAUUGUUUUCAUUGAUGAAAUUGAUGCUAUUACCCCCAAAAGAGAAGUUGCUUCAAAAGAUAUGGAAAGAAGAAUUGUAGCCCAGCUCCUAACCUGCAUGGAUGAUCUAAAUAACGGGGCAACUACAGCUCGAGUCCUGGUCAUUGGAGCUACUAAUCGACCAGACUCACUGGAUCCUGCUUUGAGACGUGCAGGAAGGUUUGACCGAGAAAUAUGCCUAGGUAUCCCAGAUGAAGCAUCCAGAGAAAGAAUACUUCAGACUUUGUGUCGAAAACUGAGACUUCCUGACACUUUUGAUUUUUGUCACUUAGCACACUUAACACCAGGCUUCGUUGGUGCUGAUCUGAUGGCACUUUGUCGAGAGGCAGCCAUGUGUGCAGUCAAUAGGGUCUUGAUGAAGCACCAGGAGCAGCAGAAGAAAAAUCCCAAGACUGAAGACUUGCCAUCUGAAGGAAGCAAUGAGGAAAGGCUAGGAACUGAGCCCACCUCUCAAACACAGGAUGAAUUGCAAAACCUGCUGGGGUUGCUACGAGACCAGGAUCCCCUCUCAGAGGAGCAGAUGCAAGGACUGUGCAUUGAAUUGAAUGAUUUUGUUGUUGCCCUAGCAUCGGUCCAACCUUCUGCCAAAAGGGAGGGCUUUGUUACUGUCCCUAAUGUGACAUGGGCAGAUAUUGGUGCCUUGGAAGAUAUUAGAGAGGAGCUCAUAAUGGCAAUAUUGGCACCAGUACGAAAUCCAGACCAGUUCAGAGCUCUUGGCUUGGUGACUCCAGCUGGCAUACUGCUAGCUGGUCCUCCUGGAUGUGGGAAAACUUUACUGGCAAAGGCUGUGGCAAAUGAGUCUGGACUAAAUUUUAUAUCUGUCAAGGGUCCUGAAUUACUAAAUAUGUACGUUGGUGAAAGUGAACGUGCUGUGCGACAGGUUUUUCAGCGAGCCAAGAACUCAGCACCCUGUGUGAUAUUCUUUGAUGAAGUGGAUGCUUUAUGUCCUCGAAGGUCAGACCGAGAAACCGGUGCAAGUGUCCGAGUGGUGAAUCAACUACUGACAGAGAUGGAUGGUCUGGAAACGCGUCAGCAGGUUUUUAUUUUGGCUGCCACUAAUAGGCCAGAUAUCAUUGACCCCGCAAUUCUGCGUCCAGGGCGGCUGGACAAAACACUCUUUGUGGGUUUGCCACCCCCAGCAGACCGUGCUGCCAUCUUAAAGACUAUCACAAAAAAUGGCACCAAACCUCCACUGGAUGAAGAUGUAAGUUUGGAAGCAAUUGCCAGUGACCUUCGCUGUAAUUGCUAUACGGGUGCAGACCUUUCUGCUCUGGUACGAGAAGCUUCUCUCUGUGCCCUGAGACAAGAGAUGACAAGACAAAAGAGUGGAAACAGAACAGACAAACUUAAGAUUAGUCAUACACACUUUGAAGAAGCUUUCAAGAAAGUUAAACCAUCUAUAUCAGUAAAGGAGCAGAUGAUGUAUGAAGCUCUGAAGAAGGCGCUCAGCGAAUGACAGCCCAGCACCCUGCAUGCUGGUAUCUAGUGUAUGGGACUGACUGAGAACCACACUCACUCUGACGGAUCUGCUUUUAGCUUGACACAGAUGUGGUUUCAUUGUAAGCAUCUUAAUCAAAUUAAUGAGACCAAGCUGGAGCUGAAGAUUAUUCUCAUCUAGCCAGCCUUGUGGGAACACUUCCUACUUCCUCUUUAAAAAAGGGGGGGAAGAACUUUAUUCUAAUAAAAUUUUAAUUUGAACCAUCUUAACCAUACACAAAAGUUACAAAGGACUAUUUCCCCUGAGCAGUGUCCACCUGGCAUCCCAUCACCCCAGAUAAUACUUUUAUGUAGGUUUCCCGCACACCAGGAUCUUUUCUGCAUAACCAGUCAUCAGAAACGUUGACCCGUUGCUACCAUAUAAUUCUCAAGUUCCAGUCAAGCUUCUCCAGCUGUCACAAAGUCACAGCAAAAGAAUCUAGUUUAAAACGAGCUAUUGUGAUGUGUUGAGUCUUUAGCUGCCUUAAAGUGUGUAAGAGUUUCUCUUUAGAAGUUCAUGAAAUUCUCAGGUAAGUGAAUGGAACUAGAUACUGUUAUACUAUGUGAAGUAACAUAGUUUUAGAAAAACGAGUGAAAUGUGUUCUCAUUUGUGGAUAUUAACUCCAGAUCCCUAGAUGUGAAUAUAUAUCCUGAUGUAACCACAGGAGCCAGAAAAAUGGAAAGGAACCAUAAGGAUAAAGAGGGAAAAAGAGAUUGAGAGAGGGGAAUCGUAGGAGGUGUUACAAAGGGAGAAAGUGGGGUAUUUUAACUGGGGAAGGAGUAGAAAGGGUUAUACAGGGGGUGAGGAGAGACAAAGAAUGUUUAGAUGGCAUGAAAAACUAGAGGAAAAUGUAUUAAGUCAAAGUCCUACUGAAAAAUACCCAUACAAUAUAUUACACAACAGUAUGUGUAUAGCUGAAGGCUAUGUAACAGCAACAAAAAAAGUGCCAGGCAGGGGAGACCUCCGUUCCAGUUAUUGGUCAGGAUAGUUCGAGACACUCCCAAAAUAACACGGGCUAUUGCCACAACCCAUGAUUGCUUCUUAAAACUUGAAAGUAAGACACUAUUGCCAAAGACAGGCCAUGCUUCCCACACAGGACCUGGAGCGGUUGAACUGAAACACCUGGAAGCUUCCUUCCUUGAAGACAAGCUCUUACUGUAUCAAGACACUAUACAAGCUGCCAAGGGAGAAAACCAAUCAGUGGUCCUAUCCAGCUGUGAAGCCUAAUAAGGACAGCUGAGUCCGCAAACUAUUGCUCUUGGUGCAGUAGGGGCACUUUUAUCUUGGUGUUAAGCAACAGCUCUCUAAUUGGAAUUAAAGCUGGCUCAAUGGGAGAGAACACGUGUGUUCCUGUAAACAUAGCCAAAUACACGUGGCUGGAGAUCAUAGAUCCUAGGGAGAAAACCUAAUUUCUUCAUUCUAAAUAUCCAUCCUCAUAUUUACAGGCAAGUAUACCUUUCACCCCUCAUCAAAGAAGCUGCUUUUUGCAACAGAUGGAGACUGUUUCAGAGUCCCAGAACUGGUCACAUGUAGAGAAUAAGUGUCUGAGAUGCUUAAUCCUAAGUGACACAUCUUCAAUGCAGCCUCCACACAUACGAUGAAUGCAUCUCUCAACUCUGAUCAUCAGAGAAGUUUCCAUAUGCAGCAGAUGAUGAUUAACACAGGAAUCCGCAGUUGGCCAAUAUGCAGAACAAGAGGCCACAGAGUACUUAUCUCUAAGUAGGACACCUAUUUCAAGCCUCUACUUCCCAAGGCUCAGGCACCAUUGUGGAAGAGGAGGUAGAAAGAUUGUAAGAGCCAGAGGGGGUGGAUGACCACAAAGAAACAGUCUUAACAGACAGCUGAUCAGUUACUCAUCUGAACUCAGUAGUAAUGGUAAUAGCAUGCCCAAGUCUUGUGUAAGCUCAAACCAGAUAAAUCCCAGCAUAGCCCUGGGGAAGUGGGUAAGAAAACCCAACCCAACCUGAGGAACUUUGGGCAACUGAUGUCUCCUGGGAGGGAGAAAGACAGUCUUACAUGGGUGGGACUCUUGGUGGGCCAAGUGGAUGGACCCACACUGAAGGACAUUUGGGGUCACAAAUCAGACUACAGUGUGUGUGUGUGUGUGUGUGUGUGUGUGUGUGUGUGUAAUAUACAUAUGAGAGUACACUGAAUUAGGUAGUGGGGGGAGGUGUGGGUAGGGUAUCAAACUGUAUGAAAAUUAGAAAAAAAUCAGUAAAUUUUUUAAAUUUUUUGUUUUGAGACAUUUUCUCUUAAGAAUUGGCCACCCAACAUUCCCAUCGCCCCAGAUAUGCUUUCACGUAGGUUUCCUGCAUACCAGGGUAUUUUUAUCCUUAACCAGUCAUCAAAAAUGCUGACCCAUUCCUACCAGCUAAUUCUCAAGUCAAGCUUCUCUGCCUGUGGCAAAGUCAAUCACAGCAAAAGGAUCUAGUUUACAGUAAUCUGUUGAGUCUUUAGUUGCCUUAAAGUUUGUAAGAGUUUCUUUUUUGAAGUCCAUGGGCCAGUGACUAGGAGAUUGCCUUGGGAUACCUUUCUCUGAUAUUUCUUCAUGAUUAGAACCAAAUACUACAUUUUAUGAAGAUUAUUGUGAAUAGCACUGUUCUCUGCAUCCUAUCAGGUAGCAUGUAAUUUCAGUGUGUUCUGUUACUUGCGAUGGUUGCUAUGAUCACUUGAUUCAGGUGGUUCUGUCAGGCUUCUUGUACCAGGGAAUUAACCCUUUUUAUUUUUAUUUAAAUUUACACUAUGUUGUGCGAAGGUAUAUUCACUUAUAAUAUCUGUAUUCCAGACCCAUCAUAUUAACCACAUUUUUCAGUGUAUAACUUAUCUAUUACCAUCUUUGAUGUUCAGAUGUCUCAGAUUUGUCCUUUCCUCUUGGCCUCCGUGUCUUUCAUGAGUUUCUAAGCCAGUGUUUUAUGACGAGUUUGAUUGUGUCGUGAUUAAUGUCAUCUAAUCUUUUAUAGUGUUGUUUGCUGUAUAUUGAUAUUAUAUAAACAGAUCCGGUUAUUUCA
Messenger RNA from Nannospalax galili (Upper Galilee mountains blind mole rat), 5822 nucleotides. It is a transcript of the gene Nvl, whose product is annotated as nuclear VCP like. The record is from RefSeq and is a predicted model, not a curated record. Lineage: Eukaryota; Metazoa; Chordata; Mammalia; Rodentia; Spalacidae. The transcript has 22 exons. Gene Ontology annotation, cellular component: nucleus. Gene Ontology annotation, biological process: ribosome biogenesis. Bases 145 to 2793 code for a protein of 882 amino acids. Gene Ontology annotation, molecular function: preribosome binding; ATP hydrolysis activity; RNA binding.